Molecule: messenger RNA, 1608 nt
Organism: Penicillium argentinense
Lineage: Eukaryota; Fungi; Ascomycota; Eurotiomycetes; Eurotiales; Aspergillaceae
Gene: gua1
Product: GMP synthase (glutamine-hydrolyzing)
Exons: 5
Coding region: 1-1608 (535 amino acids)
Biological process (GO): GMP biosynthetic process
Cellular component (GO): cytosol
Molecular function (GO): GMP synthase activity; ATP binding; GMP synthase (glutamine-hydrolyzing) activity
Source: RefSeq, a predicted model, not a curated record
AUGCCUUCCACCGAGGCCAUCCCCCACAACUCCUUCGACACCAUCCUGGUGCUCGACAAUGGCUCCCAAUAUACCCACCUCAUCACCCGCCGUCUCCGUGAGUUCAAUGUCUACUCCGAGAUGCUGCCCUGUACCCAGAAGCUGGCCGAUCUGGGGUGGAAGCCCAAGGGCAUCAUCCUGUCUGGUGGCCCCUACUCCGUCUACGAGAAGGACGCCCCUCACAUUGACCCCGCCUUCUUCGAGCUUGGCGUCCCAAUUCUCGGAAUCUGCUACGGUCUCCAGGAGAUCGCCCACCGUCUGCACGCCGACAACGUAGUUGCUGGUACCGCUCGGGAGUAUGGUCAUGCCGAUUUGAAGGCCACCCGUUUUGGUGGCCACGUCGACAAGCUUUUUGAUGGCCUCGAGGAUGCCAUGACAGUUUGGAUGUCCCACGGUGACAAGCUGUGCAAUCUGCCCGAGGGCUUCCAUACCAUCGGUACUACUCAGAACUCCGAGUUCGCCGCUAUUGCCCACCAGACUGAGCCUGUCUACGGUAUUCAGUUCCACCCCGAGGUUACCCACACCCCGCAAGGUGGUAAGCUUCUGCAGAACUUUGCUGUCGGAAUCUGUGGUGCCCAGCAAACCUGGACCAUGGCUGAGUUCAUUGGUCAGGAGAUCAAGCGCAUUCGUGAUCUUGUCGGCCCCGAGGGUCAAGUUCUCGGUGCUGUCAGCGGUGGUGUUGACUCUACAGUCGCCGCCAAGCUGAUGACCGAGGCCAUUGGCGAUCGUUUCCAUGCUGUCCUGGUCGACAACGGCUGCAUGCGCCUGAACGAAUGUGCUCUGGUCAAGGAUGUUCUCCAGGAACAGCUUGGCAUCAAUCUCACUGUUGUUGACGCCAGCGAGGAGUUCCUGGCUGGUCUGAAGGGUGUCGAUGACCCCGAGAAGAAGCGCAAGUUCAUCGGUGGCAAGUUCAUCGAUGUCUUCGAGGCCGAGGCUAAGAAGAUUGAGGCCCAGAACGCCGGAAAGGUCGAGUGGUUCUUGCAGGGCACUCUCUACCCUGAUGUCAUUGAGAGCAUCUCAUUCAAAGGACCUUCCCAAACCAUCAAGACCCACCACAACGUCGGUGGUAUUGCUGAGCGCCUUAUGGCCGGUCACGGUCUGAAGCUCAUUGAGCCCCUGCGUGAGCUCUUCAAGGAUGAGGUCCGCGAGCUUGGUCGCCAGAUGAGCAUCUCCCCUGAGCUUGUCGGCCGUCACCCCUUCCCUGGCCCUGGUCUUGCCAUCCGUGUCCUGGGUGAGGUCACCAAGGAGAAGGUCGAGAUGGCCCGCAAGGCCGACAACAUCUUCAUUAGCAUGAUCCGUGAGGCCGGUCUUUAUGAUGAUAUUGGCCAGGCCUACGCCGCCCUUGACCCGUCGCGGGCCGUCGGUGUGAUGGGCGACAAGCGUGUCUACGCCAAUAUCAUCCUCCUCCGUGCCAUCUCCACUCGCGAUUUCAUGACCGCUACUCCUUACCCCUUCAGCUACGAGUUCCUGACCAAGGUCUCGACUCGCAUCGUUAACGAGGUGCAGGGCGUCUGCCGUGUUGCCUACGACUUUACCAGCAAGCCCCCUGGUACCAUUGAGAUGGAGUAA